AUGCCUUCGCCCACUAUUUACAUCAAUAAAAGGGCCACGUCGUCGUCCAGCACCUCCCUGGCAUCGUCAUCGCUAAGUUGCAGCGGAAAAAACGCUGAUCCCUCUCGAUGCGAGAAGCCAGCGUCCAACAACGCGCUAGAAAUCGGGUUGGGUGUCGGUGUUCCUGUCGCUGUUAUCCUCUUGAUUUUGAGUGUUUUCAUCAUUCGGAAUUACCGUAAGGAGAAGAAGGAGGCCAUGGACCAUGACCCUGAUUUCGACGAGAACGGUGAUCCAACUGCUCUCCCUGACAUGCCAGCGUUCGCGGCUGAUUCAAACCCUUUUAGAGGCGGUCAGAAACAUUUCGCCGGCAAUGGUGGCUACCCUCUUAUGGAAAUGCUGAACAAGUCUUCCCAGGAUGUCGACUCCAUGGAUAAGCGAAGCGCUACGGCUGACCAGUUGAGAGAUGGCUUCGUGUUGCCAUACCACAACCAGACCGGUUCGAAGGCUUCUCUAGAUCAUUUUGCGCGUCAACUCGGUGACCACAAUAGCUUCAAUCACCACAGAAGAGUCUCUGAAUACUCAUCUUCGAGCGUUCACAACCAGCGCACAGCUAACUUUUCCGAGAGAUCGUCCCCUGUGAAAUCUAAUUUGAACACCUCGUCGUCACAUUUGACUUCUGUCAGCCCCGAUGGAAGCCCUCAAAAGAGGAGAUUAGAACCCUCCAGCAAUGUCGCAUACGCGUCUCAUCUCAACCAGUCUACUACUCUGAUCAAUUAUAACGAUUCCUCUGACCUGCGCGAACCGUUCUCCAUCAAAUAUGAGAAUGAGCCUGAACCUGAAACUGACUCAGUCAAUGCUGGCCCAGCUAAGAAGGGCGUGACUUCGACUAGAGCCUACUCGACCAAUACCAAUGUGGCUGAUUUAUCUUCGGAGAUUGUGAGCAUCCAUGAUUCAGAUGACGACUCUGAGGACGAUUUGUACAGACAAGCGCACUCUAGUCCUACAAGAAGUGUUCUUAGCAAGAGAACUAUGGACCAAUCAAAAAACGACACGAUUGAUGAUACUGAUAUGACUACGGCAAAUGUUCUGUCACCUUUUGAUGAGAAGUUCCACGACGCAGUUCCUAAAAACUUCUCCGAACUUCACGAAACGAAAGGAACUGAAGAUAGAGCAAAUUCUGAUGGAUAUAUAGAUGGAGUGCAGGAAUCUGACCAAUCAUUCAUCAAAAAAGAGGUUAAGGUUCCAAGGAUGUCUGCUUUCAAUAUGUUGCAAAAUGUAAGUGACGAUGAGGAUGACACUGCCCCAUCUCACAAAGAGGUCCAGAUGACCGAGGAGCAAGAAAUCGAAUUGGCGCGUAUGAAAUCAGUUUACAAAGUGUAUUUUGACAGGUCUAAUUCGGUGAAAUCCUCUGCUGACACUGCACCAAAUGGAACAUUCCAAGCAGACGCGUCCAGGCCGUUGCCCAACCUUGCUGCCGACCAAUUUAAGGUGAACUCGAGUCUUAGUAGUGAUACUGACUAUGAUAAAAGAAAGACCACUACUUCAUCCAUUUAUGAUAUUCCUUCGGAGUCGCAGUCACAGCCCCAACUGGCCAUGAAUUACCCAAACGAAUAUCACCAGGAACAAGGACAUCAUCCACAAAACUACUCCCAGCAAUAUCAGCAUCAAUACCCCGAGGACCAGGAGAACUAUUAUCAGAACUAUAAUGAUCAAUAUUAUGCCCAGCAAUACCUGCCCCAAGAUUCAAACUUCCAUCCUGGCUACCCACCCCAAGGAUAUGGAGCACAUCCUCAACAGCAAGUUUCGCCAAUGCAAGAAAGCCAAAACCAACGCUUCUACAAUACUUCAUCAUCUCGUUUACCAAAUGCAUCCGAGUUUAGAAAGCUGUCACUUCAAACAUUCACUAACUUCGAGCCUAAGCCUCGUGUCGCAUCAUCUCCAACUGUAAAGCAGCAGGAGUACUUUCAGAAUUCUGACACAUCCAACGGUAUACCCGUUCCAUAUUCUCUUCUGUCAGCAGCAAUGUUGACGACUGGCGCACCUAUCAGUCUGCAACGAAAGUACAAACCGGCAGGCUCAUUCCAGACUUAG
Molecule: messenger RNA, 2070 nt
Organism: Australozyma saopauloensis
Lineage: Eukaryota; Fungi; Ascomycota; Pichiomycetes; Serinales; Metschnikowiaceae
Exons: 1
Coding region: 1-2070 (689 amino acids)
Source: RefSeq, a predicted model, not a curated record